Messenger RNA from Plenodomus lingam JN3, 2673 nucleotides. Lineage: Eukaryota; Fungi; Ascomycota; Dothideomycetes; Pleosporales; Leptosphaeriaceae. The record is from RefSeq and is a predicted model, not a curated record.
AUGUUGACUCCGCUCACCAACAACAGCCACGACACGACCCGUCCGGCCCUGUCCUCGGCCCUCCUACCUCAGUUUCCCAACACAGGUCAAAGCGCAUUGAGUACGCAUCUGACCAGGUCCUGGCCCACCAUUCCCUCAGACGUCAUUCUGAUUCCUGGCUUUACCCCAUCAAUGAGUUCUCGUAAUUGCCCAGGCAGUAUCACCAUGGCUCUGGAAACGCCUUUACUACGAGUCAGUAGACCUGUAGCUGCCUGCUCACGAUGUAGAGCUGCCAAAGUCAAGUGCGAUGGCAAAUUACCGGCAUGCACAGCUUGCGAGAAGUCCAACCGGGCGUCCGAAUGCUCGAGCACCAAUGACCAGUUUGCACGAGGCAAGGAAAGAAGUUAUGUCGCCACGCUUGAGUCAAAAGUCGAGCGACUUGAGAAGAGAAUAGCAGAGGCAAAAGCAAGGCGGAAGUCGUCCACUGUUUUGAUGCUAGACAUGUCAGAAACAUCAACUCCGCGACGCUCCUCUGUCGACACGGUAAAGCCAGCCAGACCCAUCAGCAAACGAGCUGCAAGGCGAAAGGAAGCCGUAGACAUUGACAAUCUUGUCUCUGACUUUGGCUUGCUCGCUGUCAAUGCCACCGCGCGUGACUUCUAUGGCUUCACCACUGAAAUGUCUUAUGCCCGACUUAUCCAAUCUGCCUGCACUAAAGAGCCACUUCCAGCAGGUCUUCACAAAGCUUUGCCCCCACGGUAUGCUGCCACGCCACUAAUCCAACAUUAUCUCAACAACGUCUUCAACCUGCUUCCAGUCUUUGAAGAAGCUUCCCUGUACUCUUCUGUAGAUGCAAUUUAUCAAAAAGGAUCGGAAGCUACUGCAUGGGAUCGGUGGAGUGUGCGCAUGGUCCUAGCAAUAGCUAGCUUGUCACAGUCUGAUCAAAGAGGCGACACCCACUACUCAGAUGCUGUUGGCCAUGUCAACGCUGCCCUUGAGAAUGCGGAAGAAGUCUUACAUCCUGGAUACGUCUCCAGCAUACAAGCCCUUCUGCUUUGGACAAUAUAUGCCAUGAUGGACCCCCACCAUUUCGACAGCUGGACAUUGAUCGGAGCGGCCUCGAGAGCCAUGGUUGAUCUUGGCAUCCACCAGGAUCCGUCCCGCAAUGUCGCCAUCGCUAAAGGCAAGCUUGAAGUUAGGAGACGGGUAUACUGUUCUACCUCUUUGGUCCAGACACGGGCCUUCUCAUUCUCGGACGAGGCCGCCAAUGUCUCUUUCCCAUUCCACACAUCUUCUGGAUCACCUAAGUUCUCUUCCCCACAAUCACAAGUGUUCCAACAGUCGUUUGACUCUGCACUAGACCUCUUCCGGAUACGGGAGAUUCAGUCGGAAUGGUACAUGGAUCUAUUCCAGUCUGGCCGUGAACCCUGGCAGGAUCCAUAUCCGUACAUGUGGAAACAGUAUACGAGGAUGUCACGGUGGUUCGAAGACAUGCCGCAAAGUACACUGCCCGCUAUAAAGUCUUUCUUUGAGCUUGAACUGUUGUGUAGCUAUGUAUACAUACUCUCGCCCAGCCCAAGAAUACCGCACAUCCACGAGUACGCCCAGCGGCUGAUCUUCGAGCAUUGCAUCACUUAUGCCAACAACAUAUUGAUCCUGCUCAACAAACCAUCCAACACAACCAAACCUCCAACCACGUUCUAUGAUGCGAUGCGCUGCUACAUGACAGGUAGACAGUUUGUUGAUGUCUUGUCGCGCAACAUGGACGUGAUCCUGGACCCUCGACCGGCCGUACCUCCUACGCCAUCUGCUUCCCAAGGUGACUCUGGGGAUCCUCUUGCGCCGCCAUCACAAGUCAGCGCUCCUCCUUUUCCAUCGCCUAUCAUAGAUGAAGGUCAAAACUCAAUAUUAGAUCCGACGGCGCGAGCGCUUAAUGCAAUCAACAAUUUCAUGUCCGCGCUAUCCAACUUGGGGCUGCGAUUCGGCUUUACACAUUGGCGUGAUCGCUUCCAACGCGAGUCUGCAGCUUUGUCCUCUCAGCUUUACCAACGAAACAAAAUCUCACCGCUGCCCUCACCCCUGAACCAGCAGAUAUCACAACUCGCCACAUAUCCAACACACUGGGUUCCUAUUCCGUCUACAUCACCAGAGGCAUUGCAAUUUAUGUAUCAAACUCUGCCUACGACGCCGCCAUCCUUAUUCCCGCAGCAGCCCAGCCCUUAUUCUAGUUCCAUGUCUUACACUGGCAACCCUUUCGAUUCUCAGAGUCUCAGCCAGAGUGACCAUCAGCCAACAGCGUCAUAUGAAGGUACCAGUCCAAGACAGCAUCACCAUACACUGUCUUAUGAUGGCACAAGUCCAGAACAGCAACCACAAUGGACCACACCCUCCCCACAGCCAAUGCCAGACAUGCCACAGCCAAGCGGAGGUCAGAAGCGGAGAGCGCUCGUCUAUGGCUCUGCACUGCCGAGCUCCGAUGCCGCAAUCGCUGCACCACACGACAAUUCAGGCUGGUGCCAACAUCAACAGCAGACGCAGCAAUCAGAGCAACAAGACCAACAGCAGCUCUCCCAUGCGUGGACACAAGCACCAUCACGUGACACGGACGCAUGGGACCGGACCCUGUCUACGCAAUCCAACAAUUCAAACGAUCCCUGGCAGGAGCAACAGUCAAAACAAGGUAGUUGGCAGUGA